CGCAUUGGCAUCGGUGGGGUGUAUUUAAUUUCAUUUAGAAGACCGCUGCUUCAACAAUGGGGUACCUGGGAUUCACGUGUUUAAAAAAUGCGAUUUGCUCUCUGAAUGUGGUUUAUAUGAUGGUGGGUUUUCUCCUCAUGGGAGUAGCCGUGUGGGGUAAAAGCUAUGGCAUCGUGUCCAGCAUCCAUGUGAUUGGAGGAGUCAUAGCUGUGGGAUUCUUUCUUCUCCUCAUAUCAAUUAUGGGCCUUUAUGGAGCUAUCAAACACCACCAAGUCCUGCUCUUCUUUUAUAUGGCCAUUCUCCUGCUGCUUUUCCUCAUCCAGUUUGGGAUGUCCUGUGCCUGUCUGGCCUUGCGUCGAGAACAACAGGAGAAUCUGCUGAGAGCGUCUUGGGGGUUGAUGGCAAAUGAUACACGGAUUAGUCUGGAGAGACAUCUGAACUGCUGUGGUCUGCUAAACACCACCGAGGAUAUGGAAGACUUCAAAAAGGACGUCCAGUUGUGUAAUGCUGCUUGUAAAGACACGAAGAAGUGUUUCACAUGUGGGGACGUAAUGCUGAAACGUGCCGGUGAAGCUCUGAAGAUUCUGGGAGGAAUCGGACUGUUCUUCAGCUUUACAGAGAUCCUGGGUGCUUGGUUGGUGAUGCGAUUCAGAAACUUGAAGGACCCCAGAGCCAACCCUAGCGCUUUCCUAUAGGAGCCACUUUCUCAAGCGCCAAAAAACCAGUGAUUAUAGACAUCAGUCUCUCUCUCUCUCUUUAUCCCUCUCUCUCUCAUACACACACACACCCCUGCAGUAACUAUAUUCUAUGGGUUUGAUACAUAAUUUUCUGCAGAGAGUGUACUGUAGUGACCUGCUGCUGCUGAAAACUGCUGAAAAAACCCCCACUCCUACACACUUAUCCACGUUCUCACACAUCUUAUUAAGUAAUCAGUUGGUUAAAUGCAGCCAUUGGCCCAUGCAUGACUUCUCAUGUAUGUUUGGAAUGUCUUACUUGUGCGUCACUCAAUCCCGUGAGCCUAUGCCACUCCAUUUCCCGUCUGCCCUGUCUCUGAUGUGGUUAGAAUGCACAGUAGACCUAUAUCUGGGCCUGGACCGCCCCAUGUCUAGAAUGUUCUUGUAUGUGUCUGUCUGGGUGUGUAGUUGAAAUCACGAACAGAAAAACAGAAGGGACACUCAGAAUGAACAUAUAACGGAGUGCCAGCAGCUCCUCUCCAUGUUCACAUCCCUGACCACGCUGGCCUUCUCUGUUUUAUGGAAACUUUCUUUUUCUUUUCUUCCAUUUCUGAAUAAUGCUUGAACAAUGUAGACAUCUUUACGAAUCUGUGGGGACAAUCAAGCCAAGGUCUAACAUUGGGCCAAAGACAUUUCACCGAAGUUUCAUAAAUGUUUUGUUCCACUUAUGCCAAAGAUUGGAAGUAUCAAGGAAAAUGUUGGUUUGUAGAGUACAGCUAAUGAGAUUUGCAAAAAUCUCACAAUCAAGCACUUUACACUGAGCUCACAUAAGACAGAAAUUUGAUAAUGUUUUUUUUUCUUUCAAUAUUUUCAUGCAUUUCUUUGUAUUGUUUAAAGUUUACAUCAAUACUCAUUUGUGAGUACAUAUAUAAUUUUUGUUUUUCUUCAAAUUGGCUUUUGAUUCUUGUUCUCAGAAUGAUCAGGUGUCACUCAUUCACUCACUGGUUUCUUUUCCUGCGUGGUCUCAGAGCAGAUUGUCGUGGUGACCAGUAGAACAGUCAUUGGCGUAACAGCCAAUGAAAAGCAGAGGUUUAACAUUAGGCUGUACGCUCUAAGGUCCCAGGACAAUAAAAUCAUUUAAAGGAAACAGAUUGAACGGUGGAUAAUAAUUGGGAAAUCUGUUUCCUACCUGAGCAUAGUAUCAAAGAGCCAUUUGAUCAAAAAAUUCAUUAUUUAUCAGUCAGAGCGUAAUUUUGUUUUUAAUUAAUAUUAGUGGAUGAUUACUUUGGUACAUAUGUUGUGAUUGUGAAUAUUUUUUGCUUAUUGUCCAGUGUAAUCCAUCCUCAGUAUGUUUGUUAAUGAUGUGAUAUUGUUUUAUUUAACUGCUAAUUAAGUAAAGGAAAUAUAGAGACAGAGUCAUUACUGAUGUGCCCACCUUUUUUAAACAAAACUGAAAAAGUGACACUACCCUGAGCUGGGUUUGACCUCAGGUAUGUAGUCAAAUUCAGUUAAACCUUCUACCCAUACAAACACAUCAGACACAGAAACCAGUAUGUUUCUGUGAAGGUACAAAACAAUAAAGCUGAAAUUUGAUUCAUCGCGGUUCAGAUUCUGUUAUUCAGUGAUUUAUGCUCCUGCCUGGAAUAUGUAUCUUUUGAAGUUGAGCAGCUUACACAUUCAUGGACAAAUCUACUCCUGUGCUCAUUUGUAUUCUCCUUUUGCCUUUGUGUCUCUUCUGUGUUCCCAUGUGCUUUUGGAUGAAGGAUUGUCUUUUU
Molecule: messenger RNA, 2449 nt
Organism: Chanos chanos (milkfish)
Lineage: Eukaryota; Metazoa; Chordata; Actinopteri; Gonorynchiformes; Chanidae
Product: tetraspanin-31-like
Exons: 6
Coding region: 57-695 (212 amino acids)
Cellular component (GO): membrane
Source: RefSeq, a predicted model, not a curated record